Molecule: messenger RNA, 2316 nt
Organism: Sycon ciliatum
Lineage: Eukaryota; Metazoa; Porifera; Calcarea; Leucosolenida; Sycettidae
Product: sushi, von Willebrand factor type A, EGF and pentraxin domain-containing protein 1-like
Exons: 10
Coding region: 16-2055 (679 amino acids)
Source: RefSeq, a predicted model, not a curated record
AAACAAUGUCCAAACAUGGAACAUUUGCUUGUAGCUAAAAACAUGCACCUUUGCAAUGUAAAUACUGCUGUUGUUUUGAAUGUUCUAGAUUUCCUUGUCAAGUAUGGCUGCAAUGACUGGUCCAGCUGGUCAGAAUGCACAGUGACCUGUGGCGGAGGAACACGAACAAAAACUAGACGAUGCGUAUUUGCGAAUGGAACUUAUGAUGACCCCCAAGCCCAGGAGUGUAGUGCACAACAGUGCCCAGGCUGGAGCGCAUUUAGUGCAGUUACGCCAUGCAUUGUAUGUGGUGCUCAGCAAGGAAAGCAACUACAUGCCAGAAAAUGUCUGUUGACGGGAGUUGACGCAGACAAUGAAUGUGCAGAGUCCAGCUUUGAUUGGAGAGAUUGCAAUGAACAAACAACACUGGGAUGUACAUUAAUGCAAGGGGUGACAUUGGCAGAAGUACCAGAAAAAACUUGUACAGAUAUAGACGGCGAUGUCACGUAUUCUCUGACACACCGGAGAUGCAUGGAUGAGCUGAACAAAUCAGUAUCGUUAAAUGCCUGUCGUCGAGAAAUUGUCCAGUUGUGCUCACCCAUACAUGCUCAAGCGAUAGGAGAAUGUGCUAAGCCAAGUGACCUAGCUGAUGGUGCGUACCACUAUGUAGCUAGUGACCGAGUUGAAUAUGUAUGCAACCAUGGUUACAAGGUGGCGACCAAUGAGACCGAUAACUUGCACGUCAAGAAAUGUAUAAAUGGAGAGUGGAUUCCUGACACAGUGAUGUCGUGUGAACCUGUGACAUGUCCCGAUGUAAAGGAUAUACUGAAUGGAGAUUUAUCCGUGGAUGCAGCGUAUCCAGAAGGCCCACUUCCCUUGCACAGCACUGUUAUCUACAGCUGUAACGAUGGCUAUGAGUUUUCAGAUGGUACCAAGGUUCUUACUAGAGUUUGCCAAGCCAAUGGACAUUGGUCCGGUCAACAGCCAGCGUGCGAGGGAGUUUUAUGCUCUGAAUACACUGCUCCGGAACAUGGUUUUUUGCUUCAACCUCAGCCUAAAUACCAGCAUCCAUACACUAUCCACAUUGCUUGUGACCAUGGUUACGCACGUCAAGGUCUGUCCUAUAGUGAAUGCUUAAGCAGUGGCUUGUGGAGUGAUGCAAAUACACCAAUUCAAUGUUUGGCUACGACGUGUGCCAUGUUCCAAGUCGAUUUGCCACUCAAAGUCCAGGUCAACAGCCAAGUGUUUGGCUCCAAGGCUACAUUCACAUGUGAUACUGGAUACAAACUUGUUGGCAAAGCUGAGCAGACGUGUGAGCCAAUCUGCCAGUCUUUCAACUUUGUGAGAGAUCACUUCAUAUGCUCCACUGCUUCUUGGUCAGGAACACAGCCAGUUUGUGAUGUCUUGAAAUGCCCGGCACCAGUUGAUAUCGCACAUGGCACAGUGAGUACUCUUGAUGACUCUCCAGUAGCUGGUGAACAAGACUACCAGAAGGUGAUCAGGUAUACAUGUAACAGUGGCUAUCACUUAGCACCUGGCUUGCUUGCUGUACGAAAAUGUCAAGCAAACGGAGAAUGGAGUGGCCAGUUACCACGCUGUGACGGUGUGCCAUGUCCGAAUCCUCUUAUGUCGCCAAAUGUCUGGGUUAGUGGACAGCUUCAUGCAUAUCCCAAUACAAUCGAAAUGGGAUGCAAGAGAGGAUACUAUGCUAUAGGCGUUACAUCAUUCAAAUGCGCCGCCAAUCAGGUCUGGAGUCCUGCAUUGAGUUCCAUGCGCUGUGAGCCGGUCCGUUGCACUCCCUUUGAGGAGUCUGGUCAGGUGGUAGUGCAGUAUACAGGUGAAGGUACUGCAUUUGGUGCACAGGUCACGUUCUCCUGUAAACCAGGAUAUGAAGUUGCUAAUAAUGUGCCGAGAACGGCAACGUGUACUGCAGCUUGUGGAGACCAGGGAAACCAGGGCGCUGGGGAUGAUCCACAACCGCGCUGCACUCAGUUCUCAGGCGUCUGGACGGCAAGUCCACCGGAAUGUAAAGGUCAGUUUUUAAAUCCAGAUAGACUGCAUACUCUCGGCACGUGAUAUCCCCAGAAUGGGUCCUCGACUGGCCGCCCCUAGGAAAGAAGGCUGAGCUUGUUAAUGGAAGCUGUUACUUGAAAAUGGAGUGAAGAAACCAUACCGGCCUUAUGAUUCCCCCACUCCCCAAUGAAAUAAAAAAUCUGCACAUGCGGUCUGAUGCAUUGUCACAUGCAAGGUAGGUGUGGGGCAGAGAGGUUUGCAUACACCCUUCACAAUGAGGAAUACACGCUCAUGAAUACCUGAGAGCAAUGAUCAGCUUUGGCU